Phycomyces blakesleeanus NRRL 1555(-) is the source of this 1200-nucleotide messenger RNA. RefSeq lists its product as hypothetical. The coding region runs from base 277 to 1200 and encodes 307 amino acids. Gene Ontology annotation, biological process: transmembrane transport. The record is from RefSeq and is a predicted model, not a curated record. NCBI's taxonomy places the organism in Eukaryota, Fungi, Mucoromycota, Mucoromycetes, Mucorales, Phycomycetaceae. The transcript has 2 exons.
CUUCUUUAGCUUUUCUUACUUACAUUGCAUCUCAGUCACAUUACUUGCUGAAUGUAUCUUUAUUAUAGAAGUAUUUUAACUCAAAGCUACUUUUCUUUCUUUCUGCCUUUCUCUCUCCCCACAUUAUACACCGGAAUAGAUUGCAGUGAAUCUGUGGUUGAUUUAAUAAAAGAAAAAAUGAACAAAAAAAGAAAAGAAAAUAGGAGGAAAACGAGUGUCACAUCCUUCCCCUUUUUUAUUAUUAUAUAAAAAAGAAAAAGCUUGUGUCAUUCUUUAAUGAUGAGCAUAGAUGGCUACUCCCUUCUUGCUUCUAGUGUAGCAGCAAUUGUUGCGCGUUUAUGUACUCAUCCAAUCGACACCAUCAAGACGCGACUUCAAGUGGCUCCGCCAUCAAAUAACAUUUCAAAGAAUGCUUGGUUAAAGGAAGUCAUCCUCCAACAGUCAGCACAGACACCUUUACGUCCAGCUUCUAUUUUGUCUCUUUAUCGAGGUCUUCCCGUCACACUCUUAUUCAGUGUCCCAGCUCUAUCUGUUUAUCUAUCAUGCUAUGAGUCUACCAAAACCUGGCUUCAUAUCAACACUACCUCAAUGCCACGUGAUGCAAUGAUAAAUCAUGUUAUAUCUGGGGCAGUGGCUGAAUUGGCUGCAGGUACACUUUUUACUCCUAUGGAGGUUCUCAAGAACCGUCUCCAGACUGAACAGCGAAAACAGAAAGGAACGAGUGCUAGUGCAUUAGCGCAAAUUGUGUGGAAUAAAGAAGGCAUUCGUGGGUUCUUUCGUGGUUAUGGAAUGGGUCUGGCUGUGUUUAUGCCUCACACUGUGAUAUAUUUUGUUACCUACGAAAAACUCAAAGGACAGGCUGCUGCAAUGUUGAAGAAAGAUUCAGAUCUUGGACAAUUCCCGUUUAGUGUGUAUCUUGUGUGUUCAGGUGUAGCCAGCGCAGCUGGUAUAAUUGUGUCUACACCUCUUGAUGUCAUCAAAACUAGAUGGCAAGUGUCGGCUGCAGAGGAAGGAACAUUGUUUCGAAAAGGACCCGUGGCGAUUGCAUGUCAUUUGUGGUUGAACGAAGGUGGCUGGCGAGGCUUUUUCCGUAGUUUAGGGGCGCGGAUAGCAUGGGGAUUGCCUACUACGAUGAUUAGUAUGAGUGUUUUUGAAUCUCUCAAAGAUUUGCGGGGACGACAUUUAAAGAAUUCGGUCUGA